Ipomoea triloba (trilobed morning glory) is the source of this 630-nucleotide messenger RNA. RefSeq lists its product as uncharacterized. The record is from RefSeq and is a predicted model, not a curated record. NCBI's taxonomy places the organism in Eukaryota, Viridiplantae, Streptophyta, Magnoliopsida, Solanales, Convolvulaceae. Bases 66 to 389 code for a protein of 107 amino acids. The transcript is spliced from 2 exons.
GCAAAACCAAGACUAACAAAGAAGGUAAAUCGAAAACACAGAGAAAUUAAAGGUGGUGGGAAAUAAUGGAGAAAAAGAGUGUGAAAAUUUGGGUUGUGUUGGGUGUGUUGGUAGCCCUGGCUGGAGCUCAAUGUGGAGAAGCAGACAGUGUUUAUGGGUGCCUAGGAGGAUGUUACAACCAGUGUGUUGUGUUGGCUAGGAAAUCUGGAGCUUCCAGGUAUCCUUGUUACAUAGGAUGCAUCAAUGGCUGUGUUCCUAGGACUGCUGCUGAUUACCAGAACUAUUGCCAAAUUGGGUGCAAUUUGCAGCUUUGCUCCCCAACUCGCUAUGAUGGUGCACAGUUGGAGAAGUGUGUUGGCAGAUGUGGAAACAUAUGUAAUAGGGCUUAGAGAAAUAUAUGAUUGAAUUGGAAAUGAUAUGGUUAUGAUGUAUGUGUAGCUGUUUGAAAAACAUUAUUACUAUUUCGAUCAAAUGAAAUAAUUCCUAUGUUUACUUUACUUUAGAAUAAUAUACAAUAUGAGUUAUAAAAAUGUAUGUUGUAACUAGUGAGUCGCGUGAAAAAAUUACGUGAUGAAACAUGUCAUUUUUGGAUCGUGAUCCAUGCAAUAAAUAUUAUCAUAUAUAGUUAAA